Aspergillus ibericus CBS 121593 is the source of this 1670-nucleotide messenger RNA. RefSeq names its product putative lysophospholipase. Gene Ontology annotation, molecular function: asparaginase activity. The transcript has 4 exons. The coding region runs from base 187 to 1587 and encodes 466 amino acids. The record is from RefSeq and is a predicted model, not a curated record. Lineage: Eukaryota; Fungi; Ascomycota; Eurotiomycetes; Eurotiales; Aspergillaceae.
UCGUUGACCUCGUAGCUACGACGGACAGCGGUUUCAGCAAGGGAGAGCAGCCUGAAAUCUAAGGCCCCGCAUCCUUGCCUUCACUUGUGGCUCGAUCUGUCUUCUCCCUGUUUCCCAGCGCACAGUUUCUGGAUUGCGGAGAACGUUGUCUACCCAUAGAAUUAGAGAUCGUCGCUUCUCAUCGUCAUGGCGUCCCUGAAUAUGAAUGGCACAUUGCCCGAGCUGGCUGAGCAACAGCCCGAGGACCCUAUCCCGGAGUCCCGGAUCCUCAUCAUCAUGACUGGUGGUACGAUCUGUAUGCGACCAUCGCCGUCGGGAUUUGUGCCAGCCAGAGGAUUCCAGGAGCAAUGCCUGGCCCGGGUGCCUACGUUCAACGACGGCUCGCACUCAAGUAUGAUGAACGUGGUUAUCAACGCCGCCGGAGAAGUCAAAGGCCAUUCAUCCCUCCGCACCCCACCGACAGCCUAUGGGCGACGGGUGCGAUACACCGUCUUAGAGUUCGAAGAGCUCCUCGACAGCAGUUCUAUCGACGCGAAGGGUUGGGCUGAGAUCGCUCGGACUGUCGAGCGGAAUUACACGCUUUUCGAUGGAUUCGUCGUUCUCCACGGCACGGACAGUCUGGCAUACACAUGCUCGGCUCUCAGCUUCAUGCUGCAAAAUCUCGGCAAGCCCGUGAUUCUCACGGGUGCACAGGCUCCCAUGCUUGAGCUGCAGAAUGAUGCCACAGAUAACCUCCUCGGAUCACUGGUUGUGGCUGGCCACUUCAUGAUUCCCGAGGUGUGCCUAUAUUUCAACAACAGACUGUUCCGUGGUAAUCGGUCGAUCAAGGUUGCAGCCAGUGAUUUCGCUGCCUUUGACUCACCAAAUUGUCCUCCACUGGCCGUGACGACCUCCAUGCGCACCAACGUCAACUGGGAGCUGGUCAACCGGCCCAGGAGCCUCGAGCAUUUCCGGAUUCAAACCAACCUGGACACCACUCACGUCGCGUGUCUUCGUAUCUUCCCUGGUAUCAAGCCGGAGAUGGUUGAUGCCGUGCUGAAGCUGGAGGGGCUCCGUGGUCUAGUGUUGGAGACGUUUGGCGCCGGCAACGCACCCAGUGGCCAGGACAAUGCCAUGACCAACGUGCUGGCAGCCGCUAUCAAGAGAGGUAUCGUGAUCGUGAAUGUCACGCAAUGUCUGACGGGAAGUGUCAGUCCGGUCUAUGCCCCGGGCAUGAGCCUCUCGCGAGCCGGUGUCGUCGCAGGACUCGACCUGACUACCGAAGCUGCACUGACCAAGCUGGCGUACCUCCUGGCUCUUCCUGAUUCUACCCCCGACUGGGUGGCGAAGCAGAUGGCUGUCUCUCUUCGCGGGGAAUUGACGGAGGUGUCACAACCGGUCUUCCGUCACCCGGACGGGGCGCUCCCAGAACGCGUUCAGUCCCUCACUGUGCUGGGAUACGCCAUCGCGCAGGGCGAUCUCGACCGCGUGCAGGAGAUCGUAGCCAGAGAACACCAUUGGCUCUUGAACGACGCCGACUACUCAGGCAACACACCUAUCCAUACCCGACCACCCACAGCAUCUUGCGGCGACAUCCCAGUCCAUUGACAUUCUCCGAUACCUGCUGCUUCAGGGUGGUUCUGUCCACUUGCGGAACCGCAAUGGCCGCACGCCGCUGUUCCUGGCCGCCA